Molecule: messenger RNA, 2586 nt
Organism: Desarmillaria tabescens
Lineage: Eukaryota; Fungi; Basidiomycota; Agaricomycetes; Agaricales; Physalacriaceae
Exons: 15
Coding region: 73-2232 (719 amino acids)
Molecular function (GO): zinc ion binding; ubiquitin protein ligase activity
Source: RefSeq, a predicted model, not a curated record
GCUGGGAGUCUGCAGGUCGAAAACGCGAGUGAACAAAUGUCCUGAUUGCAACCAAAUCGCAUCACUCGCUCAAUGGGUGGCAAGGCAAUCUUCGUGUUGCGAUUCAGUGUUGCUUGGUCAGUUCGGACUGAAAGGAAGCUUCCCCGCUGCUUUCCAAUCUUAGAGAGGAAGAAGAAGGACCUAUUUUCACACCACCACUACGCGUCUACCGACGACACGAUCAUCCGACAGUUCCGAAAAUCUAUGAAUGAGACAGCCAGUUCAGAAUCUAUUUCUUUCCUCUCAUCUUCCAAAAGUGCAGCCACGCCCCUUCUCAAGCGCAAGGCUAACGGCGAAUUUGAAGACUGGGGGGUUUACACGCCAGUAAUGAAAGCAUCGAGUUUACUUGAUUCUGCUCGUCCCACAAAGGAGAAAAGAAAAGUCAAACCCGAGGACACUGGUUCAUCUAUUGGUGCUGGAAGCGUUGAUAUCCUACCUCUAGUCCAACAUCGCGAUUACCACCGCCCGGUUCGGCUCGUCCUACAAAGCGAGCACGAAAAAUCAAGCCCGAAGAUUAUGAAGAUACUAGGUCCGGUGCUGACCACCGGCAGUGGUUCUUCCAUGGCUAUUACAUACCCCGCACCAUUGACGUCCCAGGCCAAGGCACCUCCAAAAGCAGCCGCCACUCCUGAUAUAAGAAUGGCCCUUGGCGCAGCGACACCGCAAAAAGCUCCAUCCAAGGCGAAGAUUCCUCGCCAGCCAAAACCAAAACCCGAGAAGCGCAGUGCCAUCUUCAAAAAGAAGUGCCCUCAAAACAUUCUCGAUAGGCUGGAUAGGGUGAUUGAGCAAAGAGAGCGCGACGGCGACGAGUUGAAGGAGACCUUCAGGGUCUUGGGUUCCACAGGCAAUGUUUAUACUGUUGUUAUCGGCCAUACACCUCGUUGUGACUGUCCCGAUGCUUCGAAGGGCAACUAUUGCAAGCAUAUCAUCUUUGUAUUCAUCAAAGUAUCAAAAUUACUGGGAAAGCGCCUGCCUCGCGACUCCAACAAGACCAACAGCAAUAGGCGCAUGCCAAAGGAGGAAGAUGACUGUCCCAUCUGCUACGACAAGAUGCAUACAGAGCCAGAAAGCAAGCUUACGUGGUGCAAGAACUUGGGGAAGAACGUUACUUGUGUGUGGUGUCGUGCGGAAUGGGUCCUGCCGAAUGUGGGUAAGGGCAAGGGUAAAGCUAUCGGAGAUGAAGGAUUAUCAUGGAGCGAGAAGAGGGAACAGACAUGGCUAUCAGAAGUAUGGGAUGUGUCCCUUGCCAUCGUUCGCAUGGGUCGCACACGUCAAAAAGCUCGGGCUCUCUGCGCCAUCGUUUUUGUCACAUAUCCCGAGCUGUUCGAACAACCCAUCUGGCAAGAACAUAUGGGAUUCCACGGGUUUGAUGGUACCAAUGUUCACCAUAUCGAAAAUGAAGACCUUCCACACAUCAAGAAGUUUUUGCAGUACAUCAAGGACCUCUCUACCGAAGACGCCAUCGCCGCCGUCAAUUCACUGACAGACGAUAGCCAUUCGCAAGGUCGUAAUGCUUAUACGGAGUGGUGGAUGGCAAGCGGCUUCGCCCAGAGACUAAACGAGUCACUGAAGCGGGGGCUUGCUCGUGCCAACGUCGACAUCAAGGCGAUGUACCGUUUCGCCGCCAAGAAGACAAAGUUUGUCACGGUCGGCCAAUUUGCCCUGAAGGAGGUGGAAAUCGCGGAAGCGAUGUUUGGAAGUGCUUACGAGGAUCGAGAAUCUGGUUCUGCGCGACUCGAGUUAAGAACGUUAUUACAUUUCUUGCUCACAGAGCAUCUCAACGCUCGCCACAAAGAUCAACAGAAGGCUGUAGCGUUGAAGACUGCUGCCAAGAAGAAAGUUGAUGCUGCGUGGAAAGCAUUUGACAAUCCUGAUAGUAGCAUCAAUGCCAAGCAAGCAAAGAAAAUCCUUCUUGCUCUUGAGAAGUAUGAGAGGUCUAUCAGUGGGUGGGAGGCCACAGAUGCGGAGAUACAGGAGUGGGCAGAGCAUGAAAGGAUGAAGGGAUUGUUUGAAAAGGUACUUGUCAAAGCUGAAACAAACGAGAAGGAGUUGAAAAGGCGCAAGAAGAGCACACAAUUCAUUACUGGCCGAUUGUCCGGGAGCAACCUAGCUAUUACAGCCAGUGAGAAAGACAUCGAUUCACUUCAAAAGGAGUUUACUAGCCGACUCGAAUCUAUCGAGGAUUCGAGAUAGAAUGAGGGCGGAGAGCGAAAUGACAUGGACGUCAGUCCCGGCCUGUCUAGGUUUACUAUCUACAUUGGAUGAAAUAUCAGAACCAAUACCUCAGUAGUGUAGGCAUAGACCGUGUUGCAUUAAUUUGUAUCUACAGAAUUUAUCCCAGAUUUCCUGUGAUAUGUAAUCUCGGCGUGUCUCCUUCCAUUAUAUAUGCAAAUCUUGGGUAGCUGGCUGCGAAUGCGCUCCCGGAAGACCUGAUAUUGGAGUCAAGCCAUUCGUUGGUGACCAAACUAGAAUCUGGACCGCCCUGGUACGGUAAUAGGACGGUGUUUUGAAGACACGAGUGAAUGGAUUUACCACGUCAAAAUCGUC